AUGGAGUUUGUUCCUGAAACCAACUUACCAGCCACAGCAAAUAUUGAGUUGAUGAAUUCUUGUAAUGGACUGCUUUGCUUAUCAGGAGGUGAAUUCCGCAAUGUUAUUCAUGUUUGCAAUCCAAUUUUAUGUGAGCACAUCGAAAUCCAUGUGGAUGAUCAAAAAACAUGUUUGUAUGGCAACUAUUUUGUUCUUGGAUGUAGUGCCACUGGCAAUCAAUACAAAGUGCUGUGGACUUUUUAUCAAAAUGAUCGGCAUAAGUACCCUAAGGCUGAAAUAUACACAAUUAAGACAGGACAUUGGAGAAGCGUAGCAAAUGGUUUCAGCAUUGGAGGACUGGAUUUUAAUACCUCUCUGCAUGGUUGCAUCCACUGGGCCCGUAAUGAAACAAGUUUGGAGUGUAUCUGCUCUUUCGACUUUGAAAGUGAGCAGUUCAAGAGAUUGCCGGCACCUUCUAUCUGUGAUGGAAAUUUGGAUGGAUUCAUAAGGUUGGGGGUUUUGAAGGAUUGUUUGUCUGUGACUGUACGUAAGUGGGAUGCUCCUUAUGAAAUUUACGUAUGGGUUGUGAACGAGUAUGGUGUCUAA
Molecule: messenger RNA, 585 nt
Organism: Populus euphratica (Euphrates poplar)
Lineage: Eukaryota; Viridiplantae; Streptophyta; Magnoliopsida; Malpighiales; Salicaceae
Product: putative F-box protein At3g10430
Exons: 1
Coding region: 1-585 (194 amino acids)
Source: RefSeq, a predicted model, not a curated record